AUGUCCGUAACCCGUACACCACAAAGCCGAGUACCGACUGCCCCUACUUCAAAAGAGGGCGUUCUCGCUGACCACUUACCUACCGGAUUUAGUGACACGAAGUCUGUCACCAUGUUUGUCACCCUCAAACCUGGUCCGGAGAUCACUAGUUCACUGUUCUCGAUAACGGCUGAAGGAGACCAUCAGUCGGUCUUUGCUCCGUGGUCCAAUCCGAGAAGUGCAUACCAACAAGAAGUGUCCAGUGCAGCUCCGUUCAUGAUUUCAGACUGUGUUGCCCACUUUGUUGGACCAUGGAGUAGGACAGACAUGGAAUCCUACCUGUCUGGUCCGGGAGGGCAGAUGAUUCUUCGAGGUGUUUAUGACCUAGAGGCUGACUCUGAACUCGUUUGUGCCCUUCAGAGACACUGGAAAGCAGUUCAGGAUGACAGCAUCCCUGGGGAACAAGAUUCUCUGAUGCAGGAAGUGGUCAGUGGCUAUGCCUUUAGUGGUGAGAGUGGUGUUAACCAAGGAGUAUUCACACGCCUAGUAGUCGAUCCUACUCUUGAAGAAUUGCAACAUACAUUUCUUGAAGACGCCAGCUCAUUGGGUCUAGAUAAGUCACUUAUCCCUGGUGUCUUCAUUGUUGACAGUGAAGAGAUGAGAAGGAUGAAAGAGCGUGUGCAUGAGGGAGAGACUCAACUCCGCACCACAAGGUAA
Messenger RNA from Tremella mesenterica DSM 1558, 696 nucleotides. RefSeq lists its product as uncharacterized. The coding region runs from base 1 to 696 and encodes 231 amino acids. NCBI's taxonomy places the organism in Eukaryota, Fungi, Basidiomycota, Tremellomycetes, Tremellales, Tremellaceae. The transcript has a single exon. The record is from RefSeq and is a predicted model, not a curated record.